CUAUCGUUUCCAGUCGUUUGGUCAAUUGUCUAUUUGUCAGUAAUUUUCUGUUAAAAAAUAAAAAUAGUUAAUAUUUUCAAUAUUUUACAGUCCUAAAUUCCAAAAUAUCCUUAACGUCCUCUACGAUACAAUUAGACAUGUGUAAUUACAGAAUCAAACAUGACUUUAGAUAAAUAAAUAGCCAGAAUGCCAGAUGUCCAGAUAGAAGUAUAGACAUAGAUAGACAAUUAAAGUGGAGGGGCGAGUGUCGCUUCUAUAAUGUUCUAUGUCAUUACUAAACAUAAGUUUAUCAAUAUUUGAUUGUGAUAAGACGGUCAGAGAAAGUUAAUGGUAAUCUCAAAAGUAAUUAACCUUUGAGUUAUGAUACUGCUAACAAGUUACAACUAUAGGUAUACAAAAAGGUGCAAUACAAUUAAUGGCAAUUGGCUAUGGCAUUUUGCCACACUUUCGAAUGAAUAAAAAUCAUAUAGGUCACUUAUAAGAACGCUUCUCAAUGAAUUGUGUUCACAAAUUUAGCAGCCCGAUUGUUACUUCAUUUGGAAUACAGAUAAAGAAAAUGUUUUCAAACAUCGCUAAACCGCUGGGAGGAAAAGUAGCAAUCAUCACUGCAUCUACUGAUGGGAUUGGUUUUGCUGCUGCUAAACAAUUGGUCAGCGAUGGAGCGUCUAUCAUGAUUUCCAGCCGUAAGAAAAACAAUGUAGAAAUUGCAUUGGAACAACUUCAAAAAGAAUAUGGUGUGAACAAAGUUAAAGGACUCGUAUGCCAUGUAUCAAAAAAAGAAGAUAGAAAUAAUUUAAUUCAAGAGACUAUUAAAAUCUUCGGUGGAAUUGAUAUUCUUGUAUCAAAUGCUGCUACAAAUCCUACAUCAGGUUCAGUAUUAGAUUGUGAUGAAGAAAUUUGGGAUAAAAUAUUUGAUGUUAAUGUCAAAAGUGCAUUUUUGUUAACAAAAGAAGUAGCACCACAUCUGAUUUCUAGAGGUGGAGGCUCAAUUGUAUAUGUCUCUUCAAUAGCUGGAGUUAAUCCAAUGCCGAUGUUGGGAGCAUAUUCUGUUAGUAAAACGGCACUUCUUGGUUUGACAAAAGUAGUGGCUAUGGAUUUGGCAGAGAAUAACAUAAGAGUCAAUUGUGUAGCUCCUGGUAUUGUAAAAACAAAAUUUGCAUCAUCGCUUACGGAAAAUGAAUCGCUCAGUGAACAUUUGUUACAAGGAAUACCUAUUAGAAGAUUUGGUCGUCCUGAGGAAAUUGGUUCUAUUAUAUCAUUUCUUUGUUCACCCUCUUCUUCCUUUAUAACUGGUGAAGUAAUUGUAGCAUCUGGUGGAAUGACGUCCAGACUUUAAUUGUAUAAUUUAAGUUAUUGUAUGGUAAUUUUUUUUUUUUAAUUAAGAAUUUAAACAGUCAAGAUCGAAUUAUUGAAAUAUCAGUAUACUUUUUAUUUAUUUACUUAAUAGUUCAUUUAUUAUUUAUGCAACAUGGAAUCAUACAUACAUUGCUAGUUGAUAACUAAUUACAACUGGGUUUUCUAAAUUGUGGUGUUUGGUGACUGUUUAAAAUAUUAUAAUAUUUUCUUGUGUAUAUUGUUUUGUUUUAUUUGGUAUUUAUUUUUUAUUUAUGUAUAUUUGGUAAAAUAAUAAGUUGGUCAGUCCAUUUAUCUAAUUUUAAUUUGUUUUUAUUGAACUUUUUUUUACUUGUAAGUUGAAUAACUAUAAAAAAAACUUUAAAACUUUGUUCAUUUAUUAUUUAUGCAACAUGGAAUCAUACAUACAUUGCUAGUUGAUAACUAAUUACAACUGGGUUUUCUAAAUUGUGGUGUUUGGUGACUGAUUAAAAUAUUAUAAUAUUUUCUUGUGUAUAUUGUUUUGUUUUAUUUGGUAUUUAUUUUUUAUUUAUGUAUAUUUGGUAAAAUAAUAAGUUGUUCAGUCCAUUUAUCUAA
Molecule: messenger RNA, 1929 nt
Organism: Metopolophium dirhodum (rose-grain aphid)
Lineage: Eukaryota; Metazoa; Arthropoda; Insecta; Hemiptera; Aphididae
Gene: Dhrs4
Product: dehydrogenase/reductase SDR family member 4
Exons: 9
Coding region: 494-1336 (280 amino acids)
Molecular function (GO): carbonyl reductase (NADPH) activity
Source: RefSeq, a predicted model, not a curated record